AUGGAAACGGUCGACGAGAAGAACCCCACCCCGGCAGCGGUGGCGGCGACCGAUGUCGAGAGCAGUCCGGUGGAAAAGCAUCCAGACGAGAAGGUCCUGCAGCAUUCACACGACGCCGAUGAGGCCUUGAAGGCCUUUUCUGGGCUCGAGGGAGAAUUGAUCGAGGUCGAUGAAGCGACCAACAAGAGACUCUUGAGGAUCAUUGACCGGCAUAUGAUGCCAUUGAUGUGCGUUAUCUAUGGCCUGAACUAUCUUGACAAGACGACUUUGUCAUAUGCAAGCAUUAUGGGAAUCAAGACGGAUAUUGGCCUGACGGGAGAUGACUAUCAAUGGCUUGGUAGCAUGUUCUACUUUGGCUAUCUGGCUUGGGAAUAUCCCACGGGUCAGCUUCUCCAGCGAUUGCCUCUGGGAAAAUAUUCUGCAUGCUGCAUCAUCCUGUGGGGGCUUAUCCUGUGCUGCUUUGCGGCAGUUAGUAACUACUCUGGCGCAAUUGCGAUCCGAUUUUUCCUGGGUAUAUUCGAAGCUGCAGUGACACCGGGGUUCGCCCUUCUCACCUCUCAGUGGUAUACUAAGAAAGAGCAAGGAACCCGUGUCGGUAUUUGGUUCAGUUUCAACGGUUGGGGUCAGAUAUUUGGAGGCUUGGUGGCAUAUGGUAUCGCCGUUGGUGCGCGUAAACAUGGAUCAGCAAUCGAACCUUGGAAGAUCAUCUUCCUAGUCACCGGCCUCCUGACCAUCGCCAUGGGAGUGUACUUCUUCUAUCUCAUCCCUGACAGCCAGCUGAAUGCACGCUGGUUGAAGAAAGAAGACCGGAUUCUCGCCGUUGCACGUGUGCGCGUCAACCAGCAAGGAAUUGGCAACAAGCACUUCAAGAAGUAUCAGCUGAAGGAGGCUCUUCUCGACCCCAUGACGUGGGCAUUUUUCUUCUACGCCCUCGUGGCUGAUAUUCCCAAUGGCGGUAUUAGCAACUUCUUCAGCCAACUGAUUGUGAGUUUCGGCUAUACGUCUGAACAGAGUCUGCUAUACGGAGUUCCAGGUGGAGCGGUGGAAGUCGUCGCUUUGGUUUUGAACGGAUAUCUUGGAGAUCGUUUCGGACAGCGACUUCUUUGCGGUUCUGGAGGCCUGGUGUGCUCGAUCGUUGGAAUGAUUCUCAUUGUCGCCCUGCCGCUGUCCAACAAUGUUGGUCGUCUGAUCGGAUAUUACAUGACCCAGGCAAGCCCAACUCCAUUCGUGGCGCUGCUGUCUCUCGUCUCGAGUAACGUUGCCGGCUACACCAAGAAGACUACGGUAGCAGCAUUCUACUUGAUCGGAUACUGUGUCGGUAACAUUAUUGGUCCCCAAGUCUUCCGUCCGCAAGAUGCUCCACGAUACGUCCCAGCUGAAAUCACCAUCAUCGUGUGCUGGGGUGUAUGUCUGCUGGACUUGUACUUCAUCUGGUGGUGGUACCGUCGACAGAAUGCGCAGAAAGCCGAGACUCGCGCGGAUCCUUCUUAUGUCAGGUUGGCGAACCAAGAAUGGCUCGAUCUCACUGACAUGGAGAACCCUGAAUUCGAGUAUACCCUUUAG
This is a messenger RNA of Paecilomyces variotii, 1563 nucleotides long. RefSeq names its product major facilitator superfamily domain-containing protein. The record is from RefSeq and is a predicted model, not a curated record. Gene Ontology annotation, biological process: transmembrane transport; tripeptide transport; allantoate transport. Gene Ontology annotation, molecular function: dipeptide transmembrane transporter activity; allantoate transmembrane transporter activity. Bases 1 to 1563 code for a protein of 520 amino acids. The transcript has 6 exons. Gene Ontology annotation, cellular component: plasma membrane. NCBI's taxonomy places the organism in Eukaryota, Fungi, Ascomycota, Eurotiomycetes, Eurotiales, Thermoascaceae.